UCUAAAACUGCAACAUAAUCUUUCAGUUUCUCUCCCCCUCCUCCUCUCGCUCUUACACUGAUAACAGAGGGCAAGGUCAUGAUCUGGGUCCGGUUAAUUCCACAACCAAGGUCAUGAUCUUCUAUUUUGUUGUCAGCCUCUGAGCCUUUUUACCUUGAGAGCUCCUUUCUAUAUCGUUAACAACCAGCUGAGUAUAGGCAACAAAGAAGAGAUUAUAUAUUUAGUUAAUUUCGAUACCCAUUUUUAGUUGUUGAUUUUGGGUUGAAAAAUACUAUGGCUAAAAGAUCUUUUAAACAUUUUGUGGAACAAGAACUGGGAAAGUUCCCACUCUUCCUGAUUUAUGCUGUACUCGAAUGGUUGUUGAUAAUUGGGCUUUUUAUUGAUGGGUUUCUUGCAUUUUUUGCUAAUGAAUUUGCUAGAUUCUUUGAGUUGGAAAUUCCUUGUUUGCUUUGCACAAGGAUUGAUCAUGUUCUGGUUCAUAGAGCUGCUAACUUUUAUUACAAUGAUUCUAUAUGUGAAUCUCACAAGAAGGAGGUUUCAUGUUUGGCUUUUUGUCACAACCACAAGAAGCUUUCUGAUAUAAGAAAAAUGUGUGAGACUUGCCUUCUUUCAUUUGCGACGGAGAAGGAAACUGAUGGCCAUACAUACAAGUCUCUUGUUGGGAUUUUGCAUAAAGAUAUUGAAAUGUUUGUUGAUAAUGAUCGAGAUCAUCAUUUCACUCUGCCUACUGGAAGAAAAGAUGAUUCGGUUCAGGCUGAGAAGAUCAUUCUCAAUAGAUGUUCAUGCUGUGGCGAGUCAUUGAAGGCCAAGUCCUAUUUUAAAGGAAAGGGAUGUAGCAUGGUUUCACAAGCUCCCACUCCUUCUCCAAGAGCUCCGUUUGCAAAUUUGAGAAAUGAGGAUCAUCGUAACAUGGAAUUACCUCACAUAAGAUACACAGAACUCAAGUUUUCAGAUAAUGAAUCUGAGCUACAUGAAGAUGAAGAUGGUCCCCAUACAUCACAUCUUGCUAGGGAAGAUGUGAAAGCUGCUACUGUGCCAUUGCUGCCAGAAGCUGAGGAUAUGAAUGAGGAUAGAACUCCUAUUUUUUCCAAAGGAAAUAGGUUUUUUGGAAUUCCACUAACAGAUUCAGCUAAUGCCAGCCCUAGGUGGACUACUAGGAUCCCAAGAAAGUCACUACUUGAAAAAACAGAAUUUGCUUCAGAGUACACGGAAGGCAGUGCACCAAGUGAAGCAGAUGGUGACUUGAUUUUGCACCAUAUGAAGGGACAGGCUCGAUUGGAUCGCAAGUCAUUGAUGGCUUUGUACAUGGAACUGGAUGAAGAAAGAAGUGCUUCUGCUGUUGCCGCUAAUAAUGCAAUGGCCAUGAUCACCAAGUUGCAGGCAGAGAAGGCAGCAGUUCAGAUGGAGGCCUUACAAUAUCAAAGAAUGAUGGAGGAGCAGGCAGAAUAUGAUCAAGAAGCCCUGCAAGCAACAAAUGAUUUACUUGCCAAGAGAGAGGAAGAUAUUACGGUUUUAGAGGCUGAACUUGACGAGUAUAGAGAAAGAUAUGGUCUCUUAAGAGAAGAAGGUUUCGAGGGAUCUGAAGAUGAGGGUUACCAGGACAUGAACUCACAAUCUUUCUCAUCCUAUACUGAAAAAUCUGAAUAUAUCAGCCCAGCCUAUUGUUUCACUGAUGGGUGUAUUAACCAAGAAAAUCUGCAUAGCAACAAUCAGUCUUCUUCUUUGUCGGAUGAGAAUGGAGAGGGGAACCCAGAAAAAUUACAUAAAGGGGGCAGAUCCUGCCGUCUAGGUGGGUUGAAAAACCUGGAUAAAAGAACACACAUUUCGUCAGAUGAUGGAGCUCCUUCCUCACAGGCCAGCUCUGACAAUGUUACCCGCAUGGAUGAAGAGACAGGACAAGAAAGCAAAUUAAUGAAAGAACUGUUGCAUCUUCAUGAGCGGGUGAAGGCCCGUGAAGCAGAUGAUGAAUUCUCAAAGCACGCUGGUUAUACAAUUCAGAAUGAUAGUGAAAGAGAAAAAUUGUUGACAGAGAUAUGUGAUAAUCUUCAGAAGCUUCGUCAGUUUAUCACAUUGCCCUUUGAUGAUGACUAUGAUGCUUGAUUCUCUUGCUGGUCAGUUUCAUGUUUUCCCUUUUUCUUGUUAGGAUGUAUAUACAACUAAUGCAAAAUGCUGGAAGAGGUUGGAUUUCUGGCUUUGAAGCUUAGUGGACAUCUUAGCUAUUACUGGCUUCGAUUGUCGUGUUUUGCAUUCCAUGUUCUUCUCAGUCGACAUUCAUGAGGCGCUAAGAGAUAAUUGGUGAUGUCAGGGAAGCUAGGGAAGAAGAAGCAAGGGUCUUCAUAAUUGAUGAGCAAACUCCAAGAGUACUGGAUAGCCUCAGCCAUAACUGUAUUUUUCAACCGCAUUAUUGUAAUGCAGUUUUCCUUUUUUCAAUUUUUAAUCCAGUUAAUUCAAAAAAAUUUCUCAAAAUAUAAUUUUAUGCUUGUGACUUCUGCGCUUGCUGUCAGUACAAGGGUAAAGGCGGGAAAAAAGGGGCAGCUGAAAUGAACGAAGUUCUUAAACCAGAGAUUUAAAAUAUUGAAUGUGUUUUCAAUCGAAUUGAAGUUGUGGGCAAUAAAUUGAAUUGAAUAUGUUUAAAAACUAUGAAAUUAUAUGAAAGAUGGACGAAUUUCAAAUCAGCUAACAGCAGAGGAUGCAAUGGUUAGAGGACAGUUUCCAUCUAUCCAUUCAGACUGCAUCCCACUAGCUGCUUGCUAUCAUUACAAGAGAAUGUUCUCCGAGGCAAUGUAACAAUUUUGAACAAUUUAUCCAUUUGAUAAUAUAA
Molecule: messenger RNA, 2821 nt
Organism: Hevea brasiliensis (rubber tree)
Lineage: Eukaryota; Viridiplantae; Streptophyta; Magnoliopsida; Malpighiales; Euphorbiaceae
Product: probable myosin-binding protein 5
Exons: 5
Coding region: 274-2100 (608 amino acids)
Molecular function (GO): myosin binding
Source: RefSeq, a predicted model, not a curated record